Molecule: messenger RNA, 5307 nt
Organism: Zophobas morio
Lineage: Eukaryota; Metazoa; Arthropoda; Insecta; Coleoptera; Tenebrionidae
Product: adenylate cyclase type 10-like
Exons: 22
Coding region: 97-5307 (1736 amino acids)
Biological process (GO): intracellular signal transduction; cyclic nucleotide biosynthetic process
Cellular component (GO): cytoplasm
Molecular function (GO): adenylate cyclase activity
Source: RefSeq, a predicted model, not a curated record
UUUAAUAUAUUUACAUUUUUACCAUAUUUUAGUGCCGAUUUUGGCGUUUUUUUUUAAAUUGAAUAACAGUUUGGCUGAAUUAAUUGUAUUGUGAUCAUGGAAGGACUGAAUCAUACUGGACAGGAGGAAUACAUUUGGGCCAUGCGUGCAAGCCUAUAUCGAGAAUCUGAUGUGGAACUCUGGAAAGACCGAAAACGUCAUGAUAAUUCACGUUCAGCAGUAAACGUAGCAUCGCGAACCAAAAGUUUAUUGGAGACAACAACUUACCAGACGAAAAUUAUGGCAUCACUGGUCCCAGAUGAAGUUAUUCAUAACGUAGAGGACUAUAGUCAUAGACAAUAUGAAGCUUGUUUCCUCUUCGGUGACGUUUCUGGAUUUACCGAGUUAUGCGAAAAAUACACCAAGACUGGAGUUUCUGGUCCUUCGAGAAUGACGCAAGUACUGAACAAGUAUUUGGGUGCUAUGGUACAAGAAGUGUUGUCUUAUAACGGAGACAUUUUGAAAUUUUCGGGAGACGCAUUUUUGGCCGUGUUUAAAUCAUCAGAGGAUACUACCAUGCGUGAUUCUGUUCAUGAAGCUUUAGACUGUGCUUUAGUUAUCCAGAAAAGCUAUGGAUCGUACUUAACGGAUGUUAAUGUUGUAAUUCGAGUGAAACUAGCGAUCUCUGCUGGUCUGGUAACCUUCGCGUUGAUCGGAGAACCAAGCACGUGCCACUACGUGGUAGUAGGGAAGCCCAUAUGGGACGUUAAAGCUGCUGAACACAUCAGCAGCGCCGGCGACAUAAUAGUAGCCCCAGCUGCCUGGCACUACGUUAAUCCUGGCGAAUAUAUCCACAAAGAAAUGCCAGACCGUGUUCAUAUGAAGAUUGUGGGCAUAGGUCCGAACUGGCGCAGCGUCCAAAAGAACGUCCGUCAGCAAAAAACAAAAGAACAGAUGGCAGAGGAUGUAUUCAGUCUGGAACUGUCAAGUGAAAGCCUGGAUCAAAUCGAGGAGAAACGGGUUCUAGGAGCCAUGGCUGGGGAAGAAUUUUCUCUGAGACCAGCUGUGAAUUUAGCCGUGAGGCUAAAGAUUAGAGAGCUCUUGAGAGGCUUCAUCAUAGCACCAGUUAUGAAGAGCAUAGAUAUGAACGAACCGUUGGAGUACUUGAGCGAAAUGCGACAAGCCGUUAUUGUUUUCAUCAACGUGGUGUCGCAUAAAAUUAACACUACCGACACGGUUAUUCUGGCGGACCGGGCCUACAAAACAGUAUGCAGAGUUGUCCAUCAAAUGAACGGCUGUGUCAAUAAAGUUUCCUUGUUCGACAAAGAUUUAAUGUUCGUGGUAAUUUUUGGUUUAAGAGGUUUAAAGAACGAACUGGAGUGUCAAGUAGCCUUGCGAUGUGCACGAGAAUGCCAUCAAGCCAUCAGUGAAUUUGAAAACGUUGCUUCAACGUCCGUUGGAGUCACUACCGGUAAAACUUAUUGCGGGGUUUUUGGGCACACCCUCCGAAGAGAGUAUACCGUAAUUAGCCUUAUAGUAAACAAAGCAGCUCGAUUAAUGGUGGCUUACAGCGGCAAAGUCACCUGCGACAGAGAGACUUUCCUCCACAGUAAACUAGAAGCGAAACAUUUCGUCUUACAAGAACCGAAACCGUUAAAAGGGAUCUCUCAUCCGGGCCCUGUUUACGAAUUUAGAGAACUCGAAGAAGACCACGGUGUACUUCACAGAGUCAACCCACGUCCACUGCUUGGAAGGGCAGAAAAUUUAAAAAUUUACAAACAAUUGUUGGAGAGGUUUCAGUCCACCACAACGGUAGACGAGCAGCAGUACAAAAUGCUGCUGAUUAGAGGUGAAGCGCGUCAGGGUAAAACGCGACUUCUGGACGAACUCGUCUACAUUACGCCAGAAGAAAUCUUAAUCAGUCGAUUUACAUUAACGCCAAAGGAUCGCAAGGUCCCCUUUCAAACCGUAAGGUUGAUCUUUAAUCAACCUAUGGCGACCACUGUGGACUCUACAAUUAAGAUAAAACAAGCUAAAAUUUUAGAAAAGUUGAGCAACAUUAAAAAUCCUGACUUACUGUGUGUGUUGAACCAAGUGUUUGGUGUCAACUUUCCAAAUUCGCAGCUGUUUAUGCAGCUGUCGGAGCAGGAAAAGCUGACGGCCCGGAGAACGGUUAUCAACUGGUUGUGUCUCGAGUGUUUUCCCACACUGUGGGUCGUUGCUAUCGACAACUGUGACUACAUAGAUGAAGAAUCGUGGCACAUUUUUGACAUUUUUUUUGAAAUACGGACCCUUUUUAUUGUUGCGACAGCCAGUCGCGAUAAGCUUGCACAUGCUGAAAUUUGCGAAAAAGUGUUAAGUGACGAUCCUCGAAUUAAGACGAUCUACCUCAAACCGGUCGAAAAAUGGUACUUGGGAGCCCUCGCUUGUCAAAUUUUGGACGUUUAUGCGAUUUCUCCAGAACUAGAAAAUGCUAUUCAAGUUAAAAGUAAUGGAAAUCCUGGAUGGAUAGAAAGCUUCUUAAUCAGUCUGAUUCAGGACGAAGGAUUGUACAUCCUUCAAGCUCAUAUGAGUUAUAUUACUGAUCUUGGACUGGUGGCGCCUCCGCUUUAUUUAAUGGCUAGGUUAACCGAAGAGGAGGCCUUUAAAUGGCAACAUAUAAUGGAAGAAAGGAAACGUCCGGGAGAGUCUGAAAUCGAUCAAAGUUGGCAGAAAUACAUUGAUUGUUGCCGAGACAGUUACAUGAAUGUGUCAAUAAGAGAGCUCCUGGAGCACAUUUCGUUAGGUGGUAGAAUACCCAUCUGUGUAAUCUCCCCCAAUUUCCACGUAGGAGACGAAGAAGCCGAACUUUCUAUGGACGCCAUGAUUUUGAAAACAUUCGACUCUUUAAAUUUCUUCGAACAGUUGCUGGUUAAAUGCAGCGCUAUACUGGGACUUCAGUUCCUCAGAGACAUGUUGCUAUACGUUAUGAACGCAACUGACAAACGAAAAACUGCUUUAGCUGUACAAAAAUUGUUUGAAAUUCGAGUACUGACCUGCGCGAAGGGUGAUUUUCUGGAAGGAACUGGAACUCUUUUCAAAGAGAAGCUUAUUCAUCCUAAUGAAGAAGCAGGGUUACAAUGUAGAUGCAGAGGUGUUAAAAUUGAUGAGACUUGCUACGAUCUUCCUAAAUACGCGUCCUGUGGACUUUUGCAGUUUAGAUUCCCCCAGUUUCGCGAAAUUACUUACAACUUGUUGACGGAUAACCAAAAGAAAGAGUUUCAUCACAGGGCUAUACGGUACCUGGAAAAGGAAACAAGGAAAUGUAAAGCUUGCGGAGGUGGUUUUUUCGAGAGGAUUUUGGGAGGAGACAGAAUCGACAAGGACAUGGCCCUAACAAAGAAAAAAGUGAAACGAGAUGAGGGUUCCUUCGACACGGCUAGUCUUACUGUUAGUCGCACUGAUUCUCAAUAUAGCGGUACUUCAACAACGUACUCACUUGGAAGCGCAACAAAAAGCAGGAGAAGGGUUGCAGAAGACGGAAAAUCUGUUGCUUCUUUUGCCAGUGUUAAUAUCGUUCACGAGAAAAAAAAAAAACGCGAGGCUACUUUUGGAUUUGUAAUGAUAAAAAAACUGAAAGACAGCUACUCUUUAACGAAGACGUUUUCUUCAGAAGAUUUUACUGAUUGUCAGUGUUUGUUGAUUUUGAGCACUACUUAUUCACAGUUGAUUGAACACUGCAUUGGUGCAGGUGAUAUAAAUAAAGUGAUUAACGCGAUGUUAGAAUACUCCUAUAUCAGUAUUACUUUGUGUAAUCUCCCUCUGGCUCUACAAAUCUUAGAAGAAGCAAAACAUAUUGUAAACAAAAAAGCUAAAGAGACGGUUGAGCAUUCCUGGAAAUACUCAUUAAUUCGUGGCAAAAUAUACACCCUCAUAGGCUAUGCACGUUUAGAGUUGGCCCAGUAUCAAACAGCUUUUAUUAACCUUCAUAAAUCUUUGGAAGAGUAUGGAGUAAAUUUCCCAACAUCAAGAAUCACCAGACACAUAAAGACACGCUUGUUUGAAUUCAAACAGCUAUUUGGUUUCUAUUUAUUGCCCAAUUCUCUGACGAAACGUUUAGAUCACUGGGAAACCAUUUUUGCUGGUAACCUUGCCGAAUCUCUAAGUCAUCUAUGCAACUUAUAUUUGAUAAAAAACCAAUGGAAGAACGCAGAACUGGCGGCUACUUGGUGUCUGUCAAAAUCUUUAGAAGCUUAUAGUAGCUUCCAGCUGAUGACUACAGCUUAUGCUAACAUGCUGCACAUCGCUCAACACUUACGUAGGUGGAAUAUAUGCAUUGCGUUAGAAAUACACGCUUUGAGGUUGUGCCGCACCAAGAAAUCGACCGUUGAUGCUGAAGAUCUUAAAUCUGUAGCUAAACUUUACAGUGCAAUAUUCUUUUCAAGAAUGUUGCGCUCGUCUCUAGAUAAAGCCAUUCAUAUGGGCUAUACGGUUCUUAGGAUUUGCACUUCAGUUCGAGCGGUGAAGAUAAUUCUUCCCGUGCUACCUCUUUUCCUACACGCUCUUUUAAUAGGCAGCCAUUUCAGUAACGCACUUUCAAUGAUGCAAGAACUUGAAUAUUUUGCCAACGAGGACAGUGACAGCACGGGAAAAGUUUGGUACCUCGCUUUGUGUGUUGGUAUACAGCUUGAGACGGGAUACUCAGUUAUUCCUUACCACAUCUGCGAAACAUAUUAUCAAAUGGAGGGCGACCGCUGGAUAACGAUAAGAGAUCCCGACGCAAGGAGAAGAUUUUACACGGUGAUGUGGCUCUGGUGCGUCCGAAAUGAAAAGUGGGAACAAGCUGCAACGUGGUGUUUGAAAACCCAGGACUUCAGGAUUAUUACCGAAAACGAUUCAUUGGCUAACAAAGUGACGGCUCUUUAUCUACUGGAAGGGAUGAUUAUAUUUCUGGUGGCAAAGUUAGAUAAACGAAACAUUAAAGCAGUUAUUAGAGCAGAGACCGACAUUGAAAUUUUAAUCAAAGAACUCCAAAAAGCAUCGAAGACGGCGAAAUUCAUUCUACCAAGGCUUUAUCAUUUAAAAGCAUAUUACAAGUUUGUUAAAUAUUUUCACCUCAGGGUAAGCUCUUUGUUGAAAAGACCACACAAACUUGCAACUAAAUAUGGACAUCAGUUGGAAGUAUCUUGGUUGGAACAUUCGGGGAAAGCAUGGCAGCGAACCCUACCACCAUUAACCGUCCAAAUGUGGAGAGAUCAUUCUGAAGCUGGAAAUCUGCUUGAAUUUCAAGAGAUUGAAACUGAGCAAAAAUUAGUUUUUUUUACUCUUCCUGUUCCGAUAUACAUUUAG